AACUGAUUUAACGUGCUUUUGUGUAAGGAACUAGUGUUCUUCUUUUGACAUGAUAGGUGUGACAUUUUUCUCCUUUCUUGAGGAGGACUUAUUUGUUAGACAUUGACUUCAAUUCAAGGAUUAAUCUAUUAUUGUCUUUUGAAAAGGCUUAUGAGAAGAAAACCUCUCCAAAAUGGCGUUAUGAUCUUGGUCGAAUGAAAAAUUUUGAGCAGGUAUUUGGCACAGACAAGCUAUACUGGUUUAUUCCAGCAUACUCUGAAGAAGAUUUACGAAAGAUACCAGCACUUCAGGGUCUUGAAUACCCAUCAAGGCCUCACUUUGAUUCCCAAGAGGUUUAAAAACCUGUGCUCCAAGCCAAGAAAUAUGGAAAGUCUUUUCUUGUUAACUAACAUUGCAGCAUUCCUGGAAAUCAUUCCCCUACAUCCUUCUGAUGAAUUAGCCAGCCGCCUAACAGUUCAUUACAAGGGGCAUUUUCUUGUUGAGAUGAGGAGGAGAGGGGAAUAGAGAGAGAGCACUUUCUAGGAAUAAAUCAGGGAAGGGCUGCGGAAAUGGCUAUAGUUGAUAAUGUUAUAAAAUUUCAUGUUGUAGUUGCAUUUUUAACAGAGGGUGCGAGUUUAGGGUAUGGUGAAAUGUAAUUUGUUAACACGGUGGCAUGAUUUUUUUUUUGGGUGGAAGUGGCAUGAUGUUGCCUAACCUAACCUUUGUUGUAUGUUCAUUGGGAAAAAAAAAAGGAAAAAAUGAAAAAAUGUCAAAAGUAGAACCAUUAGGUGGCAUGGAAAUGUGUCCUAUGUGAUUCAUGGCUUCUUCAUUGCCAACUCAAAAGUCAAACACGAUUGAAGGACAACUGAAAGAAAAAUGAAAUACAAAGGUUUUA
Messenger RNA from Rubroshorea leprosula, 874 nucleotides. NCBI's taxonomy places the organism in Eukaryota, Viridiplantae, Streptophyta, Magnoliopsida, Malvales, Dipterocarpaceae. The record is from the annotation of a GenBank genome assembly.